CGUGACUCACGUGGAGUUGAAUUACACAUCUUUUGUAACAUUCCUGAAACUGAUGUUACAAAACCCAAGACGGAGCUCUCGUAUUCAUAAAACUCCUGACCAUGAGCCAUAACUGCAUUCUCUGGUUCCGCAAGGGCUUGCGUUUGCAUGACAACCCUGCUCUUAUCGCUGCCUUGAAGGACUGUAGACACAUCUACCCACUGUUCCUGCUGGACCCCUGGUACGCCAACAACACCCCAAUCGGCAUUAACCGAUGGAGAUUUCUGAUCGAAGCGCUCAAAGACCUCGAUUCCAGUCUGAGGAAACUCAACUCCAGGCUUUUUGUUCUCAGAGGGUCACCCACAGAGAUCCUCCCAAAGCUCUUUGACAAAUGGAAGAUCACGCGCUUGACUUUUGAAGUUGACACAGAACCGUACAGUCAGAGCAGAGACAAAGAGGUCAUGAAGUUAGCCGAGGAACACGGCGUGGAAGUUAUUUCGAAGACUUCCCACACCCUCUACAACAUUGACAGGAUUAUCGACGAGAACAACGGAAAGGCUCCAUUGACUUACGUUCGGUUCCAGACUGUGGUCAGAGACAUCGGGUUACCCAAAAAACCUGUUCCUGCUCCAACCGAAGAGGACGUGAAGGAUGUGUUGACGCCAUUUUCUAAGAACCACGAGGAGGAGUUUGGGAUUCCAACUCUUGAAGAUCUUGGGCUGGACACAUCAUGUUUAGGUCCAGAUCUGUUUCCAGGGGGUGAGACUGAAGCCCUGCGUAGGCUGGAUGAGCACAUGAAGAGAACGGGUUGGGUCUGCAGCUUUGAAAAACCAAAGACAUCCCCCAACGCUUUAACGGCCAGCACUACCGUCCUGAGUCCCUACGUCCGAUUUGGCUGUUUAUCUGCGCGCACCUUCUGGUGGAGUCUCACGGAUGUGUACAGGGGGAAAAAGCACUCUGAUCCUCCAGUGUCUCUGCACGGACAACUGCUCUGGAGAGAGUUUUUCUACACCACAGCUGUCGGGAUCCCAAACUUCAACAAGAUGGAAGGCAACCCUCACUGCGUCCAGGUGGACUGGGACGAGAAUCCUGAGCACCUGGCGGCAUGGAGGGAGGCCCGCAACGGGUUCCCCUUCAUUGACGCAAUCAUGACACAGCUGCAACAGGAGGGAUGGAUCCAUCACCUGGCGCGGCAUGCGGUUGCAUGUUUCCUGACUCGAGGAGACUUGUGGACAAGUUGGGAGGAGGGCCAGAAGGUGUUUGAAGAGUUACUGCUGGAUGCCGAUUGGUCGUUAAAUGCCGGAAACUGGCAGUGGCUCUCAGCCAGCGCGUUUUUUCAUCAGUACUUCAGGGUUUACUCUCCUAUCGCCUUUGGAAAGAAAACGGAUAAAUAUGGAGAUUACAUCAAGAAAUAUCUUCCAGUGCUGAAGAAAUUUCCAGCAGAGUACAUAUAUGAACCCUGGAAGGCUCCUCGGAGCAUUCAGGAAAGAGCAGGGUGCAUUGUGGGAAAAGAUUAUCCUCGACCUAUCGUGGAGCAUGAAGUCAUACAUAAAAAGAAUAUUCAGAGAAUGAAGGCAGCAUAUGCAAAGCGCUCUUCAGAAGAUCAGGAUGACAAAACAAAGACGAAAGGUAAAAAACGCAAAGUGAAUGAAAGUAUUAAGAACAUGUUUGAAAAGAAGGCAAAAAGAUAAAAUCACAACAGACUUGACAGAUUUCUGUAUUUGUGGGUCAAAUGUUGUCCUUUGUAGAACUCUUUUAGAACAUUGAUGCAUACGGUUUAAAGACGGGCAUUUUUUGUAAUAAUAAUCAAUAGUGGUUUGUUUUUAUUGUACUGCCUUGCUGACAGCUAGUUAGAUAUAGAUAUUCAAGGUGGAAGCAAAUCGUUAAAGACAAGUAAAUAUGUGCAGUUUGAAUGUCUAGCAUGGAUGCUUGGGAUUUUAAAACAAAGAUUUUAAGACGGGCAUCUAUUGCUUAUUAAAGUUACUAACCAGUUAAAGUAAUUUUACUGAAUGUUAAAUAUUUAACUUGGCAAAUUUUCCUUGACAUGGAUGUAUUUUGUUAAAGUGAGUAGUUGAGAUCUCUGUAAAAUAUGCAGUAUUACUAUCUUUUAUAUAUUUGAAAUACAGUGGAAAUUCUAGUGUUCUGUUAGAUUUAACAGAUAUAUAUUACAUUUCGUCCAGUUCAAGUUCAUGAUUAUCUUUUGUAUUAAUUUCCAAAACAAUCAUGCAAUGUAAAUAUCUACAACAAUUUACAAAUAAAAACCUUAACCCCU
Molecule: messenger RNA, 2251 nt
Organism: Triplophysa dalaica
Lineage: Eukaryota; Metazoa; Chordata; Actinopteri; Cypriniformes; Nemacheilidae
Gene: cry5
Product: cryptochrome circadian regulator 5
Exons: 11
Coding region: 102-1670 (522 amino acids)
Biological process (GO): entrainment of circadian clock by photoperiod; circadian regulation of gene expression
Cellular component (GO): nucleus; cytoplasm
Molecular function (GO): DNA binding; FAD binding
Source: RefSeq, a predicted model, not a curated record